Molecule: messenger RNA, 801 nt
Organism: Alternaria incomplexa
Lineage: Eukaryota; Fungi; Ascomycota; Dothideomycetes; Pleosporales; Pleosporaceae
Exons: 3
Coding region: 1-801 (266 amino acids)
Cellular component (GO): intracellular anatomical structure
Molecular function (GO): oxidoreductase activity, acting on NAD(P)H, oxygen as acceptor
Source: RefSeq, a predicted model, not a curated record
AUGCCUGCUACCCAAGGACUUCCAGAGUUUAGCCUAGCAGGAAAGGUGGUGCUGGUGUCGGGUGCUGCUCGAGGACUCGGUUUGACACAAGCCGAAGCGUUGCUGGAAGCUGGCGCACGAGUGUACGCACUUGACAGACUCGAAGAACCCUCAGCAGACUUUGCGCCAAUCGCCGAGAAAGCAAAGAAAGAAUACGGAACCUCGCUCGAGUACCGCCAAAUAGAUGUUCGGGAUGUGAAGAAGCUCCACGAGAUUGUGGAGGAAAUUGCCAACAAGGAGGGCAGACUGGACGGGUUGAUCGCUGCUGCCGGUAUUCAGCAAGAAACCACUGCGCUGGAGUACACAGCUGAAGACGCGAACCGCAUGUUCGAGGUCAACAUCACCGGUGUAAUGAUGACUGCGCAAGCAGCCGCGAAGCAGAUGAUCAAGUUUGGAACUGGAGGAAGUAUCGUGCUCAUCGCCAGCAUGUCCGGUACUGUCGCAAACAGGGGUCUAAUCUGCUCAGCAUACAACGCGUCCAAAGCUGGUGUAAUACAACUCGCUCGCAACCUCGCAUCGGAAUGGGGCGAGCACAACAUCCGCGUCAACACAAUCUCGCCAGGAUACAUUGUGACGGCAAUGGUGGAGGAGCUCUUCAAGAAGUACCCAGAGCGAAGAGACACAUGGCCAACGCAGAACAUGCUGGGUCGUCUGUCGAAGCCGGAGGAAUACCGUGGUGCAGCAGUCUUCCUGUUGAGUGAUGCUAGUUCAUUCAUGACUGGCGCAGACCUUAGGAUGGAUGGUGGCCAUGCUGCGUGGUAG